AUGCUACCUCCAACUGUCUACCAGGUGUCUACCAGUGGUACAAGGGAGUAUAUCCCUUUAGAGCCCCUUAACAUAAACGCGGAAGAGAACAAUGAUGAGGCUGAAGAAGAGCCCCAUCGCAAGGCAAGUAAUAUCUGGCAUAGAAUUGAUACCACCAGUGUUCUGACUGUAUUCCUUGGCUUCCUGCUUCUCAUGCUCACAGUGACACUCCUGGCCAUGUUUUGGCAUGAAUCAAUGAAAGCUAUCGAUGGGGCAGAGCCAGGUAUCUACUGGGUGCGUGUUGUCAAUGCAGGCUGGGCGGCGCAACUGGUGACGGUAUGCACUGCUUCUAUCCGAACAGUGAUGGCUUUCCAGGCCGGUCUUGCCACGGCCAUGGUCGCUGGGAUUGUUUUGGAAACUACAGGGGCACCUCUCCUACAUGGUCCAUUUUACUCUAUUCUCCGGGCAGUCAAGGUAGCCCCCAGUAAUCUUUGGACUUCGACCGACUUCCAGCCUCAUCUGUCGCGCUUUAUUUAUGUGCUGGUGCUCACCGAGGUGCUGGUGACAGCAACGUCUCAGUUCCUGUCCACCAUCUUUCUGUCUGACUUUGGCAAUGGAACCUUCUCCCAGCCCAGCAGCUCAAGCAAUGUCGGUAUACUUCAUACGGAAUAUAAUGCCGAUAUUUCAAGGACAAUGCCCCCUGCAGCUAGCUGGACGUUCGCCGAGCUGUCGGGAUUAUUUGAAAACCGAUUGGGGUUCCAUGAUACCGGGCACACCUUUCGAGCUUUCCUUCCUUUCGAGGGGGAGGCGCAACGAACCAAACUCCGCUGGCUCCGAGGCCCAGUGCCAGUCACGGAUCAUCGGGUUAUCUGCGCCACUUGCCUCACCAACUUCGCCAUGCAAACCCUCACCGUCGGAAUGAACAGCACAUCCAACAAUCUAGAGCCUAAGACUGCUUGGGACUACCGCACCGAGAGGUACAACACUCAGCUCCCCCGCCUCCAACUAGGCGUAGUACCACCGGGCAAUAAGAGCUCUGCCGACCAACGGGGUAUCCUCAUGCUAGACCCCCGAUCCCAAUGGGAACCCUUCCACAUCCCAGCAGAUACCCCGGGACUGGGUACCUUGGCACUCGGAGCCAACUCAACCACCUUCUUCAUGAGCAUCCUCACCAGCUUCCCCAAUUUCCUCCUUUCCAACCUCAACUACACAUUCGACUCCGGCGUGAUCCUCUCUCGCAUAAACACCUAUAUGAGCUUCGGCACCGCUCAUCCGACCCUUGUGGACCUGUUCCAGGACACCCUAAUUACGACUGCCAGUCCGGCGUUGGCUCUCCAGGCCCUGUUGACCCGGGUCUGUCAAAUGGCAUACUACGAGCAAUUGAUCAAGCUAAAGAGUCCGGUCACGGUCGUGACGGCGUUCUCACUCACUGCGACGGUUCCUGUGCAGUGGACGGGUUUCGUACUGGGAGUGGUGCUCAUUGUUGUUCACUCGGUCAUUGUGGUGGUGAUCAUCUUUCUGUUUGUGAGAUCGACUGAGAUCUCGUUCAUUGGGAGUUACUGGCAGACGGUAGCGCAAGUAGUUUCAAAGGAUACUCAGCCGAUUCUAGAGGAGGCGGAUCGGAUGGAUGAUGGAGCUGUGAAGGAGUGGGCGAAGGGAGGAAAGGUGGUAGAGUCAUCGGUGAGUCGUUUUGCUUUGCGGGAGAGUGCUGGUGGACGAGUUACUUUAGGGCUUGCAGAGAAUGGAAAGUAG
Molecule: messenger RNA, 1731 nt
Organism: Aspergillus fischeri NRRL 181
Lineage: Eukaryota; Fungi; Ascomycota; Eurotiomycetes; Eurotiales; Aspergillaceae
Exons: 2
Coding region: 1-1731 (576 amino acids)
Source: RefSeq, a predicted model, not a curated record